Molecule: messenger RNA, 1869 nt
Organism: Leptidea sinapis
Lineage: Eukaryota; Metazoa; Arthropoda; Insecta; Lepidoptera; Pieridae
Gene: temp
Product: protein prenyltransferase alpha subunit repeat-containing protein 1
Exons: 3
Coding region: 426-1763 (445 amino acids)
Biological process (GO): protein prenylation
Cellular component (GO): cytoplasm
Molecular function (GO): protein prenyltransferase activity
Source: RefSeq, a predicted model, not a curated record
ACUUAUCUCUCAGCUGUCAUUACAAUUACAAAAUAUAAAUAUCAAAGAAAUCUACUAUUUUACGAUAAAUAUCAAUAAAUACAAAAUAAAUUUGUAAUCCGUGUAUAAUUUUUGGGAUAAAUAAUAUGCACAUGAUUAUUUUAUCUUAGUGGAAUAGGUAGUGAAAGCUGUGCUAGAAACAUUUGAAAGCAUCUACAAUACUUGCAAUUCAUUUUGAAGAAAAUUUCGGUACUAAGUUUUUAAUAAUAUUAUAAUUAUUCAAUUAACCCUUCAUUCCGUCAGUUUAUGUACCUCUAUCAUACAUCGUACUCGAUACUUCUUAAUAAUUUGGUGGUAAAUAAAAUGGUGAAAGUAUAAACGGGAAGGUAUACUUUAUAUUAAUAUUUUAGUCAACUGAUGUGCAAUGCAAGUUACUUAAACUGAAAAUGGAUGGUGAUAAAACUGCUUUAGUGGAAAAAAUUAUAAAAGAUUUAAAUGUUGCUCUUAUGAAAACAUCACAGCUGUAUGCCUUUGAUAUUGUCCCUGUUGAUACAAAUUUUAGAAACAAAUCACCAGUUAUUUGUUUAGAAAACUGCCUAGGUAUAGAGUCUUGGUGUGUGAAACAUGUUUAUUUCUAUAGUCAUACCAAAGUUAUGGAUUAUAAUUGCUCUAAAGGUAAAUGGAAACAUCAGAAAGUGUUUACAAUGGAUGCAAAGAGAUUGACAGAGUUACUUAAUGUUGCUCUACUUAUUAAUCCAGAGCUAACUUCAUUCUGGAAUAAGAGGAGAAUGCUAUUGCAGCAAUCAUACUUAAACAUAAUGUCAGAGUUGAUAUUUUCAGGAUUAGUCUUAUCUCGCAAACCAAAAUGUAAUGAUGCUUUUGCUUAUAGAAGAUGGCUGAUAGGUAUACUUUUUAAAGAAGGUGUAGCUGAUAACUUUUUGGAAAAUAUCAUAAAUGAAGAGCUCAGAGUAUGUGAACUUGCGGCAGAUAAAAGUCCAAAUAAUUAUCACUGCUGGAGUCACCGAUCAUGGCUCUUUGACCUUUUAAGAAGUGAAGACAAACAAAAUAAUCAUAACACCUUAUUUAUUAAAGAGUAUUGUUUUUCAGAAAAAUGGACAUCCAGGCAUGUUUCUGAUUUUAGUUGCUUCCACUAUCGUCAAUUUUGUAUCAAGAAUUUGGCUUAUAUAAAUGACACUUUCUGGAAAGCCCUUGAGAGUUCCAUAGAUAUUAAUCUUCGUAAACUUCUCGUCAGACAGCUGGUGACUAACUUGCCAAAUAAUAUGACAGUUGAAGUUUCAGAAGAGGAUUUACUCUCUUAUUCUGAAGAGAACCUUAUGAAUUUACUUCUAUCUCAUAGUGCUAAGAAUUGUAACUGCAAUGUAAAUAGUGUAUCCUCUUGUAGAAAGCUGGAAGUUUUAAGUUAUGAAUUAUCUCUGAAUAAUGAGCUAAUAGAGUUUUAUAAGUGUCAUGAGACACUGUGGUAUCACAGGCGAUUCAUUUUACAUGAAAUGAGUGCUGUGAUAUAUGAUCACUUUGGAAUGGUUAGACAUAAUGGAAUGCUUAUGAAGAAUAGUUGUAAAUAUUGCAGUUUAAAUGAUAAAAGACAAAAACAAGCCAAGAUAUCACAAUAUGACAGCAACAGUAUUUAUGGAAGCAUUCUUUUUAGUGUGAUACUAAAUCAUGAAAAAAAAUUUAUUAAGAAACGGGUAUUGGAGGGAGAUAAUUAUGCAGGAAGACAUGAAAAAUAUAUGAAAUUUGUUGAGGGUCUCAAUAAUGUUAUGUAGAAUGUACUGUUAUUUUGUGUACACAAUUUAUAUGUAAUCAAAUUAAAUAAUAUAUUAAGAUGUGUAUAAAACUCUGUAUAAUGUAGAAAUAUAAUUUUUAAUAUAU